ACAUCAACAACCCUUUUGAAAUCAAACCAAAUCAAAUCAAAUCAAAUCAAGCCAAAAGUUACAGGUUCAAAUUAACUAUCAAAACUAAUUCUGCCAGUAUGGCCGAUCAAACUUCAUCAACUGUUGAUGAGUCCCCAAUUUCUCCCGUUCGGGAGGCACGCGUCCGACAGAACUCCCUCGAGAAGCAUCUCCAACAUAGGCCGGAGCAACAAGAGCUCAAGGACCGACACAUUCUCCUCGAUACAAACGCCGCUCCGUCGCUUCAGUCAGCUGCGAUUGACCUCGAGCACAAGCUGGCAGCCAAAAACCUGAAGAAAGACCUCGAAAAGAGAAGUCAACGCGAGACCUUGGUUGAGCGAAACAUUCUCCCUGAAUCGAAUGCUGCCCCCGCUCUCGUUGCUCAUCAGAGAGACCUUGCAAAGCACAUGCGUAGAGACAGUUUGCACGACAAGCUAUCGCAUCGACCAACCGCUGAAGAGCUUAUCAAAGGGGGUGUGCUCCAUGAAGACCCUACCUCUGUGGAUGAUCUGUACACGGAGAGGAUCGAGGAGGAAUAUGCCAAACGCGAGGGCGGCGCUUGAUUACAGGGCAUCAUUGCUGAGACAAAGGUACCAGAUGAAGCCAAGGAUCUGAUGAAACAGAAUGAUAGCUUAGUCUCCUAAAUGAAAUUCAUUUGUCUUCUCGA
Pseudogymnoascus verrucosus is the source of this 685-nucleotide messenger RNA. RefSeq lists its product as uncharacterized. Bases 99 to 581 code for a protein of 160 amino acids. NCBI's taxonomy places the organism in Eukaryota, Fungi, Ascomycota, Leotiomycetes, Thelebolales, Thelebolaceae. The record is from RefSeq and is a predicted model, not a curated record. The transcript is spliced from 3 exons.